This is a messenger RNA of Danio rerio (zebrafish), 2253 nucleotides long. Lineage: Eukaryota; Metazoa; Chordata; Actinopteri; Cypriniformes; Danionidae. The record is from RefSeq and is a predicted model, not a curated record.
CAGAGCGAAACGCCUGGUUAUCUGCAGCUGCUUCAGAAAGAGGGGGAUCUGGAAAGAGGGAGGAGAGGAGAGAAAGAAAGUGACAGGAAGCCACCUCAUUAAACACUGACAGUGGGUCAAAGACAGAGAGGAGAGGAGAACGAAGCUGUCCAGAACACACCAUAACCAUAUGGUGGUCUUAAAGCGGUAGAGACAGCAGAAAAAAGUGGUGAUCUGGUACAUCGCAAAAGUAAAGGGAAAACCGAAAGGAAAAUUUCUCUGGAAAAGUUGGAGACUCCAUCAUGUCAACGCUUCCGGCAGAGUCGGGCCCUGAGGAUGCCAAUAAUCAAAGCUUCUGGAUGCCAGGGAACUACCACCAGACAGUCAAGAGGACUGAAGACUCCUUCCAGGCAUGUAAUGAUAUAGUGGCGUGUUUCCAGGAGAGGGCCAGGGUCGAGAGACAGUACGCACAGCAGCUUAGCGAGUGGAGUGCCAAGUGGAAACCCCUAGUGGAUGCCAGUCCUCUCUAUGGCUCUCUUCUGCGAGCUUGGCAGUGCUUCCUCUCUUCCGCUGACCGCCUCUCCUCACUGCACUCCUCCAUCUGCCGUGCUCUCGUGUCCGAAGAUGGAGAUCGCAUUCGGACCUGGCAGAAGGAGACUUUCCAUAAGAAGAUAUUUGGAGGUUUUAAGGAAUCUCAGGAUUUUGAAACCGGUUUCUCGCGUGCCCAGAAACCCUGGGCCAAGAGACUGAAAAAGCUUGAGAAGGCCAGGUCAGCCUUCCACAAAGCCUGCCGUAAAGAACACAUGGCUCGCGAGAGGGAAACUCAUGCUCAAGGAAACCCUGACAUUGCCAUUGAGAAACAGAGAAAGAUCCAGGAAGAGACCGAACUGGCUCACCAGGAGACAGAGAAAGUGCGAGCCCGCUAUGAGAAGGUCCUUGAGGAAGUGACACGUUAUGCUCCACGCUACAUGGAGGAAAUGGAGUCUAUCUUUGACCAAUCACAAGAGGAGGAGAGGAAGAGAAUAAGCUUUCUCAAACAGGCUUUUCUCUCCAUCCACAGGCACUUGGAUGUCACCAACAAUGAAAGUGUGAAAGCUGUGUACAAUGAGCUCCACGACACUCUGAUGUCUAUCAGCGAGCAGGAGGAUUUGCGUUGGUGGAAGAACACACAUGGGCCAGGCAUGCCCACUGACUGGCCUCAAUUUCAGGAGUGGACUCCAGACAAGAAGCAUAAAAAAGGAAAGAAGGAGGUGGAGCAGAAAGCAGCAGUGAUGGAGAGAAGUGUAAUGAUUGGAGGAGUGAGAGUCCGAGCUCUUUAUGACUAUGUUGGACAGGAGACGGAUGAACUCUCCUUCAAAGCAGGUGAGGAGUUUCUGAAGAUCGAGGAUGAGGAUGAUCAGGGCUGGUGCAGAGGCAUGAUGGAUGGAGGAAAGGAGGGUCUUUAUCCAGCUAACUAUGUGGAGGCAGUGUAAAACCACAGCUCUUGGGUCUGUAAAUGUCCACAGGCGACCAGAUUCAAGACUGUUUUACAACCGUUUUCAUUCAAGUUUGCUUGUUUUCUUUGAGCGGAUGGUACACAGGUAUGGGUUUAGAACUCAACAAAAGUUAACUCAAAUGGUUCCCAACCAGUAUGAGAUGUUUUGAAGAAUCUUGGUAGCCAUACUCAUUGACUUCCAUAGUAGGAAAACAGAUACUAUGGAAUUAAAUGUGUAUCAUCUUAAGGAUUUCUUCUUUUGUGUUCAGCAGAAGAAAGUAAUAAGUGGAAGAUUUUACUUUUUUUGGGUGAAUGAUAAGUGAUAAUGAACUGAUAAGUGCAUAAGUUGGGAUCAGAGAAAAUGUUUCCAAAGCUCCGUAACUACGAUCUUACUUGAGAACAAUGUAAUUGUACAUUUUAUUAUGUGUCACUCUGUGGCUUUUAAUCAAAAUGCAGAGAUUUUCAUAUGUUAUGAUAUGAAUAGAUUCUGAGAUUGUGUAAUAUAUACAUAUAGAGAGAAUAUGAACUGCAUUGUCUUGAUGUACAGAAUGGUUGAAGUCCAAAAGAACAGCCUUCCUGUGACAAUUUUAAUAUUUUAAAAAUUGAUACACUAUUUAACCAAAAGUCCCUUUAAGGCAAGUCAUUUCACUCGGCGGCCUUCUUUGAGACUUAUCACUCGGGCAGUAUGCUUGGGCAUUCUGUCUGAAUGGGGAAACAUCAAAUUCUCCAAAACUGCUUGUCAAGCUUAUACGAUUGAAUUUCAUAUCAGGAAUCACCAAUAAAAUUAAACAACAACUGUC